Henningerozyma blattae CBS 6284 is the source of this 4152-nucleotide messenger RNA. RefSeq names its product L-aminoadipate-semialdehyde dehydrogenase (gene LYS2). The record is from RefSeq and is a predicted model, not a curated record. NCBI's taxonomy places the organism in Eukaryota, Fungi, Ascomycota, Saccharomycetes, Saccharomycetales, Saccharomycetaceae. The transcript has a single exon. Gene Ontology annotation, molecular function: L-aminoadipate-semialdehyde dehydrogenase [NAD(P)+] activity; phosphopantetheine binding. The coding region runs from base 1 to 4152 and encodes 1383 amino acids. Gene Ontology annotation, biological process: L-lysine biosynthetic process.
AUGUCACAAAGCAUUUGGGUCGAUAGGUUAAGUAAUCCAACGUUGUCUACGUUACCACAAGAUUACAAGAAUCCUCAAGAGGUACCCUUUAUUUGCCAAGAAACUACUUCUAUAGAGGUUCCACAAUUGGAUACUCUACCAGAUUCUUUAAAUGAUCCCUAUAUUGUUGUUCUAUGUGUUUGGUCAUCACUGUUGUUUAGGUUAACUGGUGAUAAUGAUAUAAUUAUUUAUAUUUCCAAUUCAAAAAUAUUAAGGUUCGAAAUUAUUAGUACUUGGUCGUUCCAAGAAAUGUAUGAUACAGUAUGCACAGAACUGAAUAAACUUCAAGCUCUACCAUCCAUUGAAUCAUUAGAUACUUUAUCUCUAGAAAUACAAAAGCAAAAUGGAUCAGAGUUAAUUCCAAAACUGUUUACUCAGAUGGUCUUAUUAGAAGGUGAUACAAGCUUGGAUCAAUUCAAAUAUAAUCCGUUAGAUAUAUCUUUAUUAUUGCAUUUAUCUUCCACUGAAUCUGCAAAUUCCAUAUUAACCAUUAAUUACAAUUCAAGGAUUUAUUCCAAGGAAAGAAUUCUGAAUUUAUUUGAUCAGCUAUUACAAUUUAUUUCUGCUGUGAUUAUCGAUCCAAAGAGAAUCAUAGCAAAAAUCAAUCUAAUUACUCCUGAUUCCCUAACUAACCUACCAAACCCCAAAGCUGCAUUGGGUUGGUGUGAUUUUGUGGGUUGUAUACAUGAUAUUUUCCAAGAUAAUGCUGAAAGAUUCCCGGAAAGAACUUGUGUGGUAGAAACCCCAUCUUUUGAUUCUAAUUUACCUUUAAGAAAAUUUACUUAUGGUGAUAUUAAUCGUUCUUCUAAUUUAGUGGCUCAUUAUUUAAUCUCAAAGGGUAUUGAAGUUGGGGAUGUUGUAAUGAUAUAUUCUUCUCGUGGUGUGGAUCUAAUGAUUUGUGUGAUGGGUGUAUUGAAAGCAGGUGCUACAUUUUCCGUUAUAGAUCCUUCUUACCCACCUGAAAGGCAAACUGUUUAUCUAAGUGUGGCUAAACCUCGUGGUUUGAUUGUUAUCAGAAAAGCUGGUCAAUUAGAUCCAUUAGUUAAAGAUUAUAUUGCUAAAGAAUUAGAUAUUAAAGCAUUUAUUCCCUCUAUUGAAAUCCAAGAUAACGCCACACUACAAGGUGCAUUGACAAACGAUCCUUUAGAAAAAGUUAGAUCUUUAGAAAAUGUGCGUACAGAUAUCAUUCUGGGUCCAGAUUCGAAUCCAACAUUAUCGUUCACUUCCGGUUCCGAAGGUUUACCAAAAGGUGUGCUAGGUAGACAUUUCUCAUUGGCUUAUUAUUUUAAUUGGAUGUCCAAGACUUUUAAACUUUCUUCCUCUGAUAGAUUUACCAUGUUAAGUGGUAUUGCUCAUGAUCCAAUUCAAAGAGAUAUGUUUACACCAUUGUAUUUAGGUGCUCAAUUAUAUGUCCCAACUCAAACAGAUAUUGGAACCCCAGGUAAAUUAGCUGAAUGGAUAUCUAAAUAUCAAUGCACUGUUACACAUUUAACCCCAGCAAUGGGUCAAUUAUUAGCAGCUCAAGCCACAGCACAAAUUUCAGCCUUACAUCAUGCAUUUUUCGUGGGUGAUAUCUUGACUAAAAGAGAUUGUACACGUUUACAGUCCUUAGCCCCAAACUGUAAUAUUGUUAAUAUGUAUGGUACUACUGAAACUCAAAGAGCUGUAUCAUAUUAUGAAGUUAUUUCUAAAAAUCAAGACCCAACUUUCUUAGAGUCAUUAAAAGAUACAAUCCCAGCAGGUAAAGGUAUGUAUAACGUACAAUUGUUGGUUGUGAAUAGAUAUGAUAGAACUCAAAUAUGUGGUGUGGGUGAAGUUGGUGAAAUUUAUAUGCGUGCAGGUGGUUUAGCGGAAGGGUACCGUGGUUUACCAGAUCUAAACAAGGAAAAAUUCGUUAAUAAUUGGUUCGUAGAUGAGAAUCACUGGAAUUAUUUAGAUGAUAAGAAAGAUAAACCUUGGAAUAAAUACUGGCUGGGUCCAAGAGAUAGAUUAUACAGAACAGGGGAUUUAGGUCGUUAUUUACCUGAUGGUAAUUGUGAAUGUUGUGGUAGGGCAGAUGAUCAAGUUAAAAUUCGUGGGUUUAGAAUUGAAUUAGGUGAAAUCGAUACUCAUAUCUCUCAAUAUCCUUUAGUAAGAGAAAAUAUUACUUUGGUUCGUAAAAAUCAAAAUGGUGAGCCUACUUUAAUUACAUUUAUGGUUCCCAGAUUCGAUAUGGAAGAUCAAUUACAUAAAUAUUAUGAGCCUUUAUCAAAUAAUGUCUCUACAGAUCCAAUUGUUAAAGGUCUUCUUGAAUAUGGUCAACUUACAAAACAGAUUAAAGAUUUCUUAAAGAAAAGAUUAGCCAGUUAUUCAAUUCCCACUCUGAUUGUUGUAAUGAAUAAGCUUCCUUUAAAUCCUAAUGGGAAAGUAGAUAAACCAAAAUUGCAAUAUCCAACAGAAAAGCAAUUGCAAUUAGUUCAACAAAAUACAAAUAUUGAAAAUGAAACUGUUAAUUUUACUCCAACUGAAAAGAGAGUACUGGAAUUAUGGCUGAAAGUUUUACCUUCUCCUCCUGCUUCAGUCACUGUCGAGGAUUCUUUCUUUGAUCUGGGUGGUCAUUCGCUUUUAGCUACUAAAAUGAUUUUUAUGUUGAAAAAACAGUAUAAUAUAAAUAUUCCAUUAAACACAAUUUAUAAAUUUCCAACAAUUAAAGAAUUCGCAAAUAAAAUUGACAAUAGGGAAGUUUCUGAAACUGAAACUGAUACGUCUUCAAUUACCUCUUCAAAUAAUUAUUUUGCGGAUGCUAAAAAACUAGUAAAGAGUUUGCCAGAAUUAUAUCCUUCAAACUCUGCAAAUAAUAUAUCCAAUAAGAAAGCUAUUAAUUUUUUUGUCACUGGUGUAACCGGAUUUUUAGGUUCUUAUAUCUUAUCAAAUAUUUUAAACCGUGAAGGAGAUGUCAACUAUAAAGUAUUUGCUCAUGUUCGUUCUAGCUCCAAAGAAGAAGGCUUGCAACGUAUAAGAAAAGCUGGUAUUAUAUAUGGUACUUGGAAUGAAUCAUUUGUGGAAAAUAUCGAAGUUGUGCUAGGUGACUUAUCCGUCAAGCAAUUUGGAUUAUCAGAUGCAGAUUGGAAUUCAUUAGCAAGUUUAAUUGAUGUAAUUAUCCAUAACGGUGCUUUAGUUCAUUGGGUUUAUCCAUACUCUAAGUUAAGAGCUUCAAAUGUAAUUGCAACAAUUAAUGUGAUGAGUUUAGCUACAAUUGGUAAACCAAAGAAUUUUGAUUUUGUUUCAUCAACUUCUGUUUUAGAUACUACGUUUUAUUUUGACUUAUCGGAAAAGUUAAUUAAAGAUGGUAAAGAUGGUAUUUUAGAGACUGAUGAUUUAAUGGGUUCAUCGAAUGGGCUGUCAGGUGGUUACGGUCAAUCAAAAUGGGUAGCUGAAUAUUUAGUGAGAGAGGCUGGUAAGAGAGGUUUAAGAGGUUGUAUUGUUAGGCCAGGUUACGUUACAGGUGCUUCCAAAAAUGGUUCAUGUAAUACUGAUGACUUUUUAUUGAGAUUUAUGAAAGGUUGUUUGCAACUAGGAUAUGUUCCAGAUAUUGAUAACAGUGUCAACAUGGUUCCUGUGGAUCAUGUUGCACAAGUAGUGGUAGCUACAUCUUUGUAUAGUCCAAGUUCUACUGAAUUGCCGGUUGCUCAUGUUACAGCACAUCCUAGAAUUAGCCUCAGGGAUUAUGUCUCCGUCUUAAAUGAUUAUGGUUAUUUUGUAAAGCAAACAAGUUAUGCUGAUUGGAGGGAUAGACUAGAAAAUGCAACCAUCAAUGAAGGUCAAGAAAAUGCAUUAUAUCCUUUAUUACAUAUGGUAUUGAAUAAUUUAGAAGAAAAUACGAAAGCUCCAGAAUUAGAUGACCGAAACGCACAAUUUUCUUUAGACAAGGAUAAUGCAAAUGUUACAAAAUCAAUCAGUAUGGGUGCCACACCUCGACAAAUUGCUAUAUAUAUAUCUUUUUUGAUUCAAGUGGGAUUUUUAAGCAAUGUAGCAAUUAACUCUACUAAGAAACUGCCUGUUUUAGAACUAACUAAGUCACAAAUUGAACUAGUAUCCUCCGGUGCUGGGUCUCGUACUAGUUCAGCAAAAUAA